AUGCAGCCUCCUCUCCUCUUCUCCACGCCCCUGUAGUCUCCUCCUCUCCUCCGUUCUCUCCCUCUAUCCUGGUCUGUUCCUCUCUGAAAAGAAGGAUGAGGGGUGGUGUGUGUGUGUGGUGUGUGGGCCUGCUGAUUUUGGGGUUACGAUGGGUGCACGGACAAAGCCAGACCAACUUCACAAGGCCUAUUUUCCUGUGUGGGGGUCAUAUAGCAACAGAAUCAGGGUUUAUAGCUAGUGAAGAUUUCCCCACGCACUACAAACCCAACUCCAAAUGCACCUGGUACAUCAGUGUCCCGGAGGGCCAGGUGGUCAUGCUCCAGUUCCGGAUCUUUGACCUGGAGGCGGACCCCACCUGUCGCUAUGACUACUUGGAUGUGUAUAACGGUCACACGUACACGGUGCAAAAACUGGGCCGAUUCUGCGGGACGUUCCGGCCGGGAGCGCUCAUCUCCACCUCCAACACCAUGAUGCUGGAGAUGGUGUCGGACUCCAGCAGAGGAGGACGAGGAUUCCUGGCCUUUUUCAGUGGAGGAAAACCACAUGUGGAUGAGAAUCAGUUCUGUGGAGGCAGGUUAACUAAGCCGGAAGGUUCAGUGAAGACUCCGAACUGGCCAGAAUCUGAUUACCCAGCAGGCAUCAGCUGCUCUUGGCAUAUCACAGUUGCAACCAAUAUGGUGAUUGAGGUGAAGUUUGAGAAGCUGGAUGUUGAAGCAGAUAUAUACUGCAGAUACGACUACGUGGCACUGUUUAACGGAGGAGAGACGGACAAUUCGAGGCGGAUAGGCAAAUUCUGUGGCGACUCGGUUCCAGAUGUGGUCGUGACCAAUGGGAAUGAACUGUUGGUCCAGUUCGUGUCUGACUUGAGUGUGACGGCCUCAGGUUUCAGUGCGCGCUACACCAGCCUCCCUCGCGGCUCCCGAACCCCAACAACAGUUCUGGACACAGUGCCUGGAGCGAGAGUGGACCCUCUACCUGUUAUCCCCAGCACUAGAGCACCUGCUAAGCCUACAACUAAGCCUAAAACCACACCCAAGCCUAGGUUUGUUGUUAAACCUAAAGCGACGCCAAAACCUCCAUCUAGGCCACCAAAGCCUAAGCCCCCCAGACCAACUCCUCGCAAGCCAGCUGUUAGAUCAACGAGUAAACCUAAACCAGCAAGACCCACACCCAAGCCUAAACCCAGGCCUACACCCAAAACUGCAGCUAGAGUUACACCAAAACCUCCAGUGAAAGUAACACAAAAGCCUAAGGUUAAACCGACCCCAAAACCUAAGGUUAAACCAACACCAAAGCCUAAAGUUAAACCAACGCUGAAGCCAGGGAUUAAGCCUACAGCUAAACCAGUUAAACCAGCUAAACCAACGCCUGCCCCCAAAGCCAAGCCUGGAGUGAAACCAACAUCCAAACCCAAGCCCACUCCUGCAGCAGGAAGCAGGAAGACACCAGUAGGGGGAGCACAGUGUACCCAGCCUUGCAAGAGGACAGGAACUCUUCUGACCAGCUUCUGCCCCAGCAACUUUGUUGUAACUGGUAAGAUCACGUCACUGACCCCAAGUUCCAGUGGCAGUGUCGAGGUGGACGUUUCUAUUAUUAAGGUUUACAAAAAAGGCCAACUUAACAUCACCAAAAGAGGACCCAUCAUGUCGGUUACCCUCACAGCUCCCUGUGUGAAGUGUCCCGCUCUGCGUAAAGGAAUAAACUACGUACUGAUGGGUCAGGUGAAUGAAGAGGGCCGUGGCCUUCUGAACCCGUCCAGCUUUGUCCUCCUCUAUAAGACAGUGCACGACAAGGCACUGGCCAAUCUCGCCAAGAAACCAUGCUGACCUCACCUUCACUUCACCAAGCACCAGACUAACAGUCUUAAUCAACCUACAGUAUGAAAAUAUUAAUGUUUUAAAGCUUAAGACUGAACUUUUUAACAUUGCAGUGGAUUAUGAGUGAAUCUUCACUACAGGAUAUACUGUAUCUCUGUUAAUACAGUUUACAGUAAAGUAGAAAGUCUAUAUGGGUUUAACUAUCUUUAAAAUGUCGCAACAUAAGUGUUCUUAUUCAUUUUUAGACCUAUCUGACACAGUUUAAGUCACUUUGCAAAAUAUGGUCCUAUAUAUGAGACAUAGGAACAUGUUUUUUUUCUGCUACACAGAUAUUAUGAUAUAAAGCAUUGUAUUUCUAUUUUGUAAAUUAUGAAACUUGUUAUUAAAAGAUUUUACCUAAA
Astyanax mexicanus (Mexican tetra) is the source of this 2218-nucleotide messenger RNA. RefSeq names its product procollagen C-endopeptidase enhancer b (gene pcolceb). NCBI's taxonomy places the organism in Eukaryota, Metazoa, Chordata, Actinopteri, Characiformes, Acestrorhamphidae. The record is from RefSeq and is a predicted model, not a curated record. Bases 96 to 1826 code for a protein of 576 amino acids. Gene Ontology annotation, molecular function: protein binding. The transcript is spliced from 9 exons.